UCAAAUUAAUAUUUAUAAAUUACGUAAUCAUGGAAGCCAGCAAACCUUUGAAAGGAAUCACUGUUCUAGAGUUUGAAGGGUACCCUCCACUUACAUUCUGAGGGCUGAUGCUAGCUGAAUUGGGAGCAACUGUAAUCCAUGUGGGGAAAAAGAAGCCUGUACCUGUUCUAGAUACUCUCAGUAAAGGAAAAUCAAUCAUAAUUAACUUAAAAUAAGCUAGAGGGGGAGAACUCAAGGCAGAUUAUUCUUGACUUAUUACCUAAAAUAGAUGUUAUAAUUGAAGGCUACAGACCUGGAACAAUGGAGAAGCUUGGCCUUGGUCCUGAAGAUGUGAAACAAGCGACUGCUCAGAAGAAUUCAGUAGACUUUGUGCAACUCAAAAGAAACAAGAAAUUUCCGGACCAAAGUUUAGGCCAUAUAAAAUAAAGAUAUCUUGUAUUGCAGACUCUCAGGGUUUGGACAAGAAGGUGAAAAUCAUCUAAUUGCUGGUCAUGAUUUGAGCUACCUAGCCAAAGCAGGGAUUCUAAAAUACAUUAGAAGAUACGGGUAUAAUACUAAAGAUAAUCCAUCGAAGGAUAAGCCUGUUAUUCCGUUCAAUUUAGUAGCAGAUUUCUUAGCAGGAAGUACUCUAAUGUUCUCACAGAUCUUAAAGAAACUUGCUGAAAUGAAAGUUGGUGGGAUAACUGAUCCUGGCAUUAUUGAUACAGGGUUGACUCAGAAUUCAGCUUAUUUGUUCAAGGAUAUUCUGUCAAAAGAUGAGAAGCUAGAUGAGCAUGAUUUAUGCCAGCAUCCUCUAAAUACAGUGUAUUGAUCCUCUGAUAAGCAUUAUUUUGCGAUUUGUUUUAACAAACUAGAUGCUAGCUCUCCUGAUGUUCAGGAAGAAAUAAUUGACCUGUUAUCCCAGUUUGGGUAUGAGCGGUCUUUCUUAUCUCUAGAAUCAAUGGAAAAGUUCUUUUUGUCCAAAAAGAUUUCUAAUAUCUUCACAAUUUUUAAAGGAUACCCUGUAGUGCCAGUGAUAAUCCCUACUGAUGUUCUUAAGCAAGAUGACAAGAUACUCGAAAGUUAUGCUCUAAGAGAAACCAUCAUGGAUCUUAUCUCAGAGAGAUACUCUAGUAUUAGCAAAGAUGGGAAAGAUCUUGAGCCGCUGCCUUCUUAUUAUACCUCCCGGAAGGGUUUUCAGAAGCAAAGAAGUAUAAUUAGGGGAGCUGACUAUGAUUACAUCAAAGCGAAAUUCUUGGCAAAGAUAUAAAUUCAAUAAUAGCUAUUGUUUUA
Moneuplotes crassus is the source of this 1272-nucleotide messenger RNA. The record is from the annotation of a GenBank genome assembly. NCBI's taxonomy places the organism in Eukaryota, Ciliophora, Spirotrichea, Euplotida, Euplotidae.